Messenger RNA from Mugil cephalus (flathead mullet), 1558 nucleotides. RefSeq names its product clarin-3. The transcript has 3 exons. The record is from RefSeq and is a predicted model, not a curated record. The coding region runs from base 156 to 848 and encodes 230 amino acids. NCBI's taxonomy places the organism in Eukaryota, Metazoa, Chordata, Actinopteri, Mugiliformes, Mugilidae.
AGUGGGUUUAUGGCCAGCAGUUCACAUUUCACUCCACCCAGGAAGGUAACUCAUACUCACCACGGGAUCCUGAUCUGACCUGAUCUGCUUCACCAUAGCUUUACAGAGGAGAAGAAGGAUUUAGGCUGAACGAACGCCACUGGAAUACAGCAACAAUGCCCUCCUUAACGAAGAUUCUGUAUUACUUGGGCAGUGCACUGGCCACUGCCAUAGCUGUUGGGAUAAUUGGGUACGGCAUGUCACAGCAGUGGUCUGAGACGGCCAUAAGGUGCUCAGGGAUGGAUACCGUUGUAGGCAAUGGAUCUGCUGUGGUCAUGCUUAAGCUUUUCAGAGGGUCAUUGCAGAGAUUCUCCUGCCCACAUUUUGGAACUUCAGAAAAUUUUGAUGUGAUUCCUCGGCUGUUGGGAUCAACAACCCCUGUGGUGCUGCACUCUUUGGUUUUGUUCCUGUUGGUGCUGUCUCUGGUGUGCUCCGCCAUCACCAUCCUUGUCUCGCUCUACAACAGCGUCAGCAACCCUUACGAGACCUACAUGGGGCCAACAGCCAUCUACGUCUGCAGUUCCCUCAGCGCUUGCCUGUCCGUGUUGGGCCUCAUCUUGUUUGCGGUGAACAUCUCUGCGACCGACAUGGCUGAAGAGCUGGCGAAGAGCUCCACCGGGAGCCUCCAAGUAACGCUGCACGAAAAGUCUACACAAAUGCUGCUGGGAUUCUACCUGGUCAUCCCGUACACGGUGCUCUCUCUUGUUGCCAUCCUCCUGAUCUACUUGUACGACCACGCGGCCUACACACAGAGGACGCAGCAGCAGAGGCCCACGCAGGACGCUCCCAAGGAGAUAAUGAUGUAUUAGUGUUACGGCGACGAUCGCCGAUCAAGACUUUUAUGAAGAAACACGCUGUAAUGGACGACUGCAGCUUGUAGGUAUGGACAGCAAAGCGCAGACGUGUCUGCGGUGUAUAAGCAGCUGGAGUUGAUUUGUGGCAUUUGGAAAGAAAGAGGGAAGGAGUUUGAUCAAACAAUUCACAAUAUCACGUUCUAACGAGCAGCCGUGGUAUCAUUUCAAUGUUUUAUUCAUAAUUGUCAUCACAUAAGAAAGUACUUGCUGAUGCAGCAAAUGAAUUGGUUUCAUCUUUAUGAGCUUAAACUAAAGCUAUUUAUUCUGUGUACAUUUUUUAUUUUUUUUUUUUUUGGUUUAAUAUGAUCACAUGUGAGUUUUUUGCUCAUAACACCAUAAUAGGAAGACUCGAAUCAUCAAACAGUAAAAUAAAAAUCCAUUGGUUUCGGCUUCGUAUUCCUUUUUUAGGAUGGAUAUGAAAAACUUUACAGCCCACCUUUAUUUGUAUUUCUGUAAUUUAUUGUUAAAGAUUUACUCAAAGUAUACAGGUUAAGAAAUAAGUUAAUGUGGAAGUCUGUUGAACAUAAUCCAAAGGUUGACUUUUCAAAAGGAGUGCCUCGGGAGAUUCCCUGAUGUCUGCUGCCCCCUAUCAAUGAGAUGAUGUAAAUGGAAAAGUACUGUAUAUUUCAACUCAUAAAGUACAGGAAUAAAAGAGAAUAACUUGG